CUUUUCGUUGUCUGACUUCGGAUGAGAGUUUGCCGGGUUGCGUCUUUGUUCCUGGUGGAAUUGAAGGGGCCUUGGCUGCAGACGGUGGUAGUGGUGUUUUUGAAAUUAUGUUGCUGGAGUACCCGCAUGAGAUGGGGGCGGCGUGGAGGUCUCUCAUGACGUACGGUGGCAUUAAGGCGGCUGUCAUCUCCAUGACGCUUGCCCCGCGUCACAGUUCUUCGGGGACGGCGCAACAGCUGACGUUAUGGGGUGGAACGGAAACUGGUGCUAUUUACAUGUGGGAUGUUGGCAGCGGUACACUGUUGCGACGUGUAGAUGAGGUCACUCCUUCGUGUUCACCGAUACAUUAUCUUUACUGCGCCCCACACAUGGAUCCACGGCACAUGUGGGUCUGUACUCGAGGCGGUAGCGUCACACUGUGGGAUACCAGUCGAUUGAUGAUGCUCAGUGAACUUCCGGUGAGUUACCCAAAGGGACCCGCUGUGAGCCGCCCGAGUUCCAGGUCACGUCAUCUCCACAGUGGCGGCAGCGGGACGGAUGCUGAAAAGUGUUUUCUGCGGCAUUUGGUCUCCGAUGCGUCCGAGGCACCAAGUCACUUUACCCUCUUUGUUAGGCCGAUUGAACCGGUUGUGACAUUACGGCUCUGGGCCGCGGCGACGGACGGGACAGUGCGGUCGUGGUUGUGUCAAACAACUUUGUCGGGUCUCUCUGCCGGGGAGAAAUCUUCAACAUUGGGAGCCUCCCGCAGCACAUCUCAUGCCGCGGGGGCGGUGCCAGCGAGCGUCAUGGAUCGUGACUCUAACGUCAUUGAAAAGGAGACCGUCCGCGUGUUUAUUGAGGGAAAAGCCCGACUAUUUGUGGAGGAAACAACCGCACUGCACAAUGAUGUCUCGCGACUCAGGCGUGAGGUUGCAGCCCUGCAGGCGAGGAAUCGCGUCUUGGCGGAUGCUCUUAAAAAAGCUAUUGGCCGCAUUGCCAGCCGUACGGAUGAUGAUAAUGAUGUGUCAAAAAAAAAGCCACAUGUAGACUCGCCCCUGUCCGAAGCCUCUCCACCGAGGGUGACGGGAGAGACGCCGCAUACCGACUCGAUACGAGUCGUCUUGAAGGAACUACACAGCAGGCUGCAGGAUGCCUUUGACGAAAGUGAAAAACUUGCUGCGGAGAAAAUGGCGCUGCGUUUGCAGCUCACUGAUAAAACGCAGCGGCCCGAGUUGUCUCACGAGGGGCCUGCCGCGUUAACUUCGGGUAAGUCCUCCCAACAGGAGGCGGUCAUUCAGGGGAAUCAAAUAACGGUGGGGUGCCUGCAGGAAGAGCUUGCUAUAUGCCAAGAGGCGAGCACAAGCUACAUGCAUCAUUGGCAAGAGGAGCAGGUACGUCGCGAGGCCGCGGAGAGGGAGUGUGAGUUGUGCAAGCAACGUCUCCUGACGCUGGAGGACGAGUUGGAUCGCGCCAGAACUCUACUAUCCCUUCAUGCCAUGGAUGCCUCAGGGGGGCAGAAUAACACUCGCCAGGCCGUACAGAAUGAAGGCAUAGAUGGGGGGAGGGAGUUGGAAAAGCUUGCCUUUUGUUCCGGUGCAUUGGGUGGAAGGAUAGACGCCUCCAUCGACGCUGCUGCUGUCAUGCACGAGUUGGAGUCAGCGCAGGCAGAACUCCUUCGGCGAGAGCGGAGGCUGGCGGAAGCGCAAGAGAGGUUGCAGGAGAUGCGGAGAGAUGUCCAGCGGUCGCGAGAGGCAGUGGAUGCCAAGGCGGCAGAAUUGCACCGCACGCAGCAGCGGCUAGUGGAAAAAGAGUCUAUUCUACUUGAACAUGCUGAACGACUGUGCGCCCUCGAGGAGGAGCUACGCCGCAAGGAGCGUUGUUUGCUACUAUGGCGCGGCUACAGUCGUUGA
This is a messenger RNA of Trypanosoma cruzi, 1889 nucleotides long. RefSeq lists its product as uncharacterized. NCBI's taxonomy places the organism in Eukaryota, Euglenozoa, Kinetoplastea, Trypanosomatida, Trypanosomatidae. The record is from RefSeq and is a predicted model, not a curated record. Gene Ontology annotation, molecular function: protein binding. The transcript has a single exon. The annotation marks the transcript as partial.